Daldinia caldariorum is the source of this 1765-nucleotide messenger RNA. Its product is annotated as pyridoxal-dependent decarboxylase. NCBI's taxonomy places the organism in Eukaryota, Fungi, Ascomycota, Sordariomycetes, Xylariales, Hypoxylaceae. Bases 353 to 1699 code for a protein of 448 amino acids. The record is from RefSeq and is a predicted model, not a curated record. Gene Ontology annotation, cellular component: cytoplasm. The transcript has 2 exons. Gene Ontology annotation, molecular function: ornithine decarboxylase activity.
CCAUCUUGUUCGGCAAUACCCCCCAACCAAAUCCUUUUUUCCCACCAACCCAUCAGCUGCCGCAUAGGACGAGUUCUAAGGUUCUUCCUCUAAUUGAGGGAGAGUCGAGGAGACCUCGUCAGAUCACUUCGGGAUCAGGAAGCUACCGUUUUCGACCCCCCUAACAUCCACUUGGAGGACUCCGUUCCUAGUUUCUUGACUCUUAAAUAUAAUAUUAUAUUAUAUAUCCACUUGUUGGAUAGUAUUUUAAAGCUACAAGAACUCCCCGUGAGAUCUCAUACCUACCGGACUUCCACAAAACUCAUCGUCACUCCCCAACGAUCGGCAUUUUUCACCGCCAAAUUAGAGGGAUAUGGUUAUGGCAACAGCCGCUGUCGACCGCAUUGCACCGUACCAAUUUGAUAAUCACAUUCUGAAGAAGAGUUUUUUCUUCGAUCAACACCAUCAAAGCAAUGGCGCCAUAAUUGCUAAACAGUUGAUUGGCGAUGCUCUUCGCCAGCGUGUUGAGAAUAUUGACCAUGAAUCUUGUGAACCAGGAGAUGAGGACACAUUUUUCGUGGGCGAUCUUGGCGAGGUCUACCGCCAGCAUAUGAGAUGGAAGAAGAAUCUUCCACGAGUGAAGCCAUUCUACGCGGUCAAGUGUAACCCGGACCCCAAGGUUAUUCAGCUACUUGCUGGAUUAGGGACCGGCUUCGAUUGUGCUUCCAAAUCCGAGAUUGAACAAGUCCUGAAUAUGGGCAUCGACCCAGCUCGCAUCAUCUAUGCUCAGCCAUGCAAGACGAAUUCUUACGUACGCUACGUCGCCAAUCGUGGUGUUAAGCAGAUGACUUUCGACAAUGCUGAUGAGCUGCGCAAAAUUGCCAAGCUCUUCCCUGAUGCCGAGUUGUUCUUGCGCAUUUUGACCGACGACUCUUCAAGCCUCUGUCGGUUGAGCUUGAAGUUCGGUGCAUCGCUUGAUUCCACUGACGAGCUUUUGGCACUUGCCAAAGAGCUUGGGUUGAACGUUGUUGGCGUGAGCUUUCAUGUAGGCUCGGGGGCGUCUGACCCAUUGGCCUUCCUUAAGGCUGUUCGUGAUGCGGAUACCGUAUUCAAGCAAGCCUACGCCCACGGCUUUGACUUGCACACACUCGAUGUUGGUGGUGGGUUUAGUGGGGAUACCUUCGAGGACAUGGCCUGCGUUCUCCGCGAUGCCCUGGACGAGUAUUUCCCACCUCACGUCAAUAUCAUCGCAGAGCCUGGCCGCUACUAUGUUUCCUCAGCAUUUACCCUUGCUUGCAAUGUCAUAGCUCGCCGCACCAUUGAUAAUCCGAUCACUGGUAAAGCCAGCUACAUGGCCUAUAUCAACGAUGGGCUAUACGGGAACUUCAGUAGCAUCAUGUUCGAUCACCAAAACCCGAUUGCCAAGGUUUUGCGAGCAGGCAACCGAACGUACUACAAUACCAUCCUCGCUGAGAGCCUUCCCGAAGGUGUCAGUGCUGGUAUCGAGUACUCAAUCUGGGGACCCACCUGCGAUGGCAUUGACCGCAUUACUGAGAGCAUCCAUUUCCCGCACGAACUAAAUGUGGGUGACUGGCUGUAUUUCGAAGAUAUGGGUGCUUACACCAAGUGCUCCGCUACCAAAUUCAACGGCUUUAACGACAGCCACGACGUCAUUUAUGUUUGCAGCGAACCCGGCGCCAGGGCUCUCAUGGAGCUCUAGAUUCACAUCUUAAUAGUCACGAGGGCUCUCUCCAGUUGAGCAAGGGAGUAAAGAGUUACAAAAAUU